Molecule: messenger RNA, 423 nt
Organism: Colletotrichum abscissum
Lineage: Eukaryota; Fungi; Ascomycota; Sordariomycetes; Glomerellales; Glomerellaceae
Exons: 1
Coding region: 1-423 (140 amino acids)
Source: RefSeq, a predicted model, not a curated record
AUGCAUCGAUACGAUACAUUGAUACAUCGCCGGCUGACCGGGACUUUCAGACUCGCAGCUAGGGUCAGGGCGGGGAACCAAAACCACAGCGAAUGGAGUACAUGGACGUCAGAAAGAGGCAAGAGAAUCCGGCUGCCGCGAGUCUGCCGUUGUCUGGCCGUGCUGAGUCCUGGGUCUGGGCUGGUUCGAUGGAAUCGAUUCAUCGAAUGUGAUGGCUGCCUCCAUCUCCUCUUUUCGUGCCUCUUUCCCGCGGCCUUUUGCCUCACCUCUCCCACUUCCUCCACCUCUCCGAGAUACCAUGCCCCUCCUUUCCAGAGUAUCUCCUUGGGGCCAGUCAGAUAUCGGACAGGUAUCGGCAAGGUUCGAGACGGCAGCGAGGCUGGGCGACAAAGGUGCGCAAAAGGGAGACUCGGGGAGCUCUGA